AUGGAUUGGUUUGGGAAGUACAGUGGGGGAACAACAAAGACAGCAGCAGCAGCAGCAGCAGCAGCAGCAGCAGGACCAUCACAACAAUCACAACCACCGUCACACGGGCCUCAGCUCGGAGAUGAGCGAAAUCCACAGCCUUAUUCCUCACAGGGGAGCACACGAAUGCAAAUAGUCAUCGACUCCUCACCAAUUGAACACCCGUCUACAUCGGUGUACGAUGGGGUCGAGGAUGAGUAUGAAUAUGAGCUGAGCCAUGUUGCCACCACAAAUCUCAUGCCACGGGCUUGGAAGCAUGCAAGUGCCGGCGCUAUGAUACCAUGCGGUGCGUCAGAUUCUGCAACCGCCGCCUUCUCGGCGUCAAAACCGGGUCCAAAAAGGUCAUCAAGACCAGCACCACCGCCACAGCCACAGCCACAGCCACAGCCACAGCCAUCCUCCUCCUUCGACAUCCCAAUACCGGAGCGCAAAAAGCGCGGCCGGCCAAAAGGCUGGAAGCCAGGCAUGCCCUAUUCGACCAUGAGUGAUCGUCCCACCUCGGAAGCCGCCAAGCUGGCCCGGGAAAAAUACCUGCGCGAGAAUCCAGGGGUCGUCGCCCCCGCCGCCAGGGGCAGACCACGCACGGCGGCACCCAAGGGCCCGCCGAAGCCGCGCGGCCGUCCGCCGAAGAAGCCGCCGCAGACUCCGCGGCAGGUCCUGGACGGUCUGGAGCGGCGCUACGUGCCCUUCAUCUGCGAGUGGAAGGGCUGCAAGGCGGAGCUGCAAAACAUGGAGACGCUGAGGCGCCACGUGCGUAAAGUGCACGGCAGGGACGAGGUUUGUCGGUGGUCGACAUGCGUCGCCUCCGGGUCGACCGAGGUCUUUGGCACCAACGACGAGUUCAUCGGCCACGUUGAGCGUGCCCACCUCGUGCCGUUCCAGUGGCACAUGGGAUUUGGCUACAGCAACGAGAAGCCUUUGCCUCCUAGGAUAAAAUCCGGCGAGGACGCGCCCAUGCCUGCCUAUCUGCUGGAUGAAAACGGGACGCAGGUGACGCCCUGGAUAAGAGAGCUAGAGGUUGAGGACCAAGUCACUCGUCUCGCGCGACGAAGAAAGCUGCGCCUUGCGCUAAAGUGGAUGAACGAUGAGGCUCCAAUAGCGGACGGAGACAACAGCGAAGAGGAAGCUUCAAGCUGA
Molecule: messenger RNA, 1176 nt
Organism: Pyricularia pennisetigena
Lineage: Eukaryota; Fungi; Ascomycota; Sordariomycetes; Magnaporthales; Pyriculariaceae
Exons: 1
Coding region: 1-1176 (391 amino acids)
Molecular function (GO): DNA binding
Source: RefSeq, a predicted model, not a curated record